AUGUGCUGCAGAUACCGCGUCCAGGCGAUUACUGAGGUCAACAGCCCUCAAGGCACUCCUCUUGUCCCUGAUGCAACCGAAAUCCUGGUUGCCCAAAAUUUGCCCGACGGCUACUGGCUCGAAGCGUUUCACUUCCACAAAGAGGCGAAGUACCCUGACCUGGUUGGGUACGGCCUGGGAUUCGAAGACAAGCCCUCAACCAUCACGCUCUUUGUGAAUCCUAUGAACUACUAUGACCAACCGGGGGAUAACAAAUGGCAUGCCAUUCCCAUCCAGACCAUGGACUUCCCGGUUGCCAUGACCUUCGGCGACUUCACCGGGGAUGGUUACAAUGAUAUCGUUAUCUGCGAUCGAUAUGGCCCUAGCAUGACUGAUUUAUGGGAUGCUUCUGAGAAUGACGGUGGACGGGUUCAAUGGCUCAGGAACCCUGGUGAUCGUUUACACAAGGGUGAUUGGACACCUGGACGCAUUGGAAACUCCACAGGCAUGCAUAGGCUCAAAGUCGGUCACUUCACUACCAGAGAUCAGUUACAGGUUAUGGCAAUCCCCAUUAUCUCCAAAUCUGGUGACCUAGAGAGCUCCGUCCCCGUUCUUCUCUACACGCCCUGCUAUGAUUCCGUGGCUAGCGACGGCCCGACAUCCUGGGCAAAAGAAGUACCGUUUCUCGGCGAGUUCAGAUUGAUCCACGACAUCAAGGUAUUCCGAGGCGACGCGCGUGCACUUGACACUGUACUCGUUGCCGGGCGCGAGGGAGUGUGCUACCUCUAUCAUAAAGAGGGAAAGUGGAAAUACGAAAUCGUGGGCACAGGUCUGCCUCGCGAGGGCGACAAUCCGUACUGGGGCUCGGGCUCAGUUGACGUGGGCAUGGUUCACGACGAUCCAGUUGGCUAUAUCGCCACUUGCGAGGGCUUCCACGGGAACAGCAUCGCCAUCUACGUCAAGAACCCCGAUGCACCGAAGGGCACUGCGUCACUCCUCGAUAGUUCUCACUGGGCGCGCGUUGUCGUCGACAACUUUGGCCCCUUAACUGACGACCAUACGGGCACGGUUCACCAUGUUGCCACCGGUGACUUCGAUGCCAACGGGGUGGAUGCGUUUGCGAUCGCCUGCAUGGGUGUCCCAACUGGAACCCCCGCUAACGAGGGUGUCUACCUGUACCGUAUGGUUGAUAUCACAACGGGUAAGGUCAGACGAACGAAGAUAACCAACAGGUCAGCCGGGCGUCUAGCAAUUGCUUCCUUUAGGGGCGUAGGCUUAGAUAUAGGAUCUAUCUCGUAUUAUGUACCAGGCUACCACGUUGGCCCGGAGUGUCCGAGCAUCCGCAUCAACAGCAACGCACUCUUCUCUCCGCUAUCGAGCACCGACAUACGCGUCCAUCGGCUCGAACAAGAAGUCCUCUUUAUGGUGCCUCGACCCAACGCCAUAUCUGGUCGCUCACACGCCUCCAUGUCGGUCAUCACCGUCGCUGGCAAGAAGCUCCACCUGUAUGUCCUACCGCCGGGAGGUUUAGUCGGGCUCGAUUCGCAAGACGCUGUUAAGGUCAUACAUGGUAGUAUCAUCAUGAAAGGGAAAGACGGGAGCGUCACCACACGUAAACUCGCUCCUGAACGACACCAGGCUGCUACUACACAAGUCUUAUCCUCCGACGGAAGGAUUCAGGCGGGGGACGACGGUGCGGUAUUCCUGCGCAUGGAGUUCCUCCCUGACGAGCCCCAGGGCCCGUAUACCGCCAUGUCGGAACUCCCGAUUGCCAACUCAUUCCCGGCCUCUGCGUCGCUUGAUGUACAAGCGCUGCAGUUCUCGUUUGUCAAAGUUGAGCAACUCCCAUGGGCGAGUAACGGCAACUGGGACGAUUUCGAGUUCUACAACAUGACCGGCUUCCACGUCUUCUUUGGCGACGACGCCAUGGAGAAGAUCUGCCAUAUUCAGCUGUGGACACUGGGACUUGGCGAGACAGCACGCUUCCACAUCCACGACACGUCCCCCUUCUGCGAGAUCCACUGUUGCAUCUCUAACGGCGGGGGUGAGGGCGGUAUGCGCUGGUUCCCCGACGGCGUCGACGGCGUCGACCCCGACCUGGAGCUAACCAAAGCCUACGUCGAGGCGAACACGCAGCGCGUCGCCUGCCCGCCGCUCUUCGAGCACGGCCCGCUCUGGAAGGUGCAGGACGGCUUCCGCGCCAAGCCGCAGCUGCUGCCCAACGGCUGCGCGGACUACCCGUGGCACGCAUGGCUCGCGAGCCGCUUCGGCGACUGGACGGUCCCCGUCAAGCCUCCUCUGCCGCCCGAAAGGCAGAGGUACGAUGUUUGGCUGGCGUGA
This is a messenger RNA of Gloeophyllum trabeum ATCC 11539, 2319 nucleotides long. RefSeq lists its product as uncharacterized. The record is from RefSeq and is a predicted model, not a curated record. The transcript has 15 exons. Bases 1 to 2319 code for a protein of 772 amino acids. NCBI's taxonomy places the organism in Eukaryota, Fungi, Basidiomycota, Agaricomycetes, Gloeophyllales, Gloeophyllaceae.